This is a messenger RNA of Malassezia vespertilionis, 2046 nucleotides long. RefSeq names its product RNAPII degradation factor (gene DEF1). The record is from RefSeq and is a predicted model, not a curated record. Gene Ontology annotation, cellular component: cytoplasm; nucleus. Bases 1 to 2046 code for a protein of 681 amino acids. The transcript has a single exon. NCBI's taxonomy places the organism in Eukaryota, Fungi, Basidiomycota, Malasseziomycetes, Malasseziales, Malasseziaceae. Gene Ontology annotation, molecular function: ubiquitin binding.
AUGUCGACACCGCCGAGUGGCGCCGCACGCAGGGCGCCGAAUUCACGGCGACGUGCCACUGCCCGCGGGCGUGCAAACAAUGCAUCGACCGCAAAUGAUACGGAACAGGUGCGCGAGCUGCGCACAAAAUACGCGGGCCAGCUUGCCAUGCUCCUUGAAAUGUUUCCCGAGUGGACCGACGAGGAUCUCUUGUUUGUUUUGCAGGAGUCCAGCGGGGUCGUGGAAGUCGCCGUGGGGCGCAUUAGCGAGGGCCAGGCGGAGCAGUUUGCUUCCGUCAAGUCCAAGCGGCAGACACGCAAGGAGGCCGCCGCGAGUGCUCCGGCAUUGCUGCCCGUACCAACCACGCCGCAGCCAGCGCCUGUCGCUGCUGUGCCGGCGCCAGUGGCGCAGGCUCCGCGCGCGCGUGCGGCAAGGACCGAGCGCGGCACUGCGCGUGGCCGUGGCGCCUCGACGCAAGGCGUGCGCGGGCGUGGAGGUUUCCGCGGCGUUGGCACGCGUGCUUCUGUGGGCAUGAAGCCUGCUGCUGUAGACGCCACGCCCGUCACCACCACCUCGGCUGCGUUUAGCCUCUCGGAUGCAAGCAAAUCCACCGACGCUGCAGAAAAGCCGCAGGGGAUGAGCUGGGCGCAGAUUGCGCGACCGCCGGUGCCCAAACGCGCGCCCGAGCCCACGCUCCCGCUUGAGCAAUCUACCGCCGAAGCUGCACCCCCGAUUGACGCGCAUAUUACACAAUCGGCACUCGCCCUCGAUGCACAAGUGAAUGCCGACCAAGCGCCCAUGCCUGCGCCAGCUCCGCCGCCCCAGGUUCCGUUUGAGUCUGCUGCUGCGCGUGUGCGUCCUCAGCGUGCGCGCCAGGACGCGGCGGUGGUGAUGCCCGGCGGCGCCUCGGCGCUGGACCGCCUCGGCAUGCAGUUUGGAAACCUCAACUUUAUGGCCAGCGACGACCCCUCCGAAGAGUCUCCCGCCGCGCUUCAGGAACGGUUUUCCGAGAUGAGCGCGCCGAAACACGACGCGGCACAGCAGGAAGCGUACGGAGCCCAGCCUAGCUUUGACGCGUUCAAGAGCAAUGCAUUCAGCACGAACCGUUCCUAUGCGCUCGCAUCGAAUGCGCGUCCUCUGGGCCUGGAGCAGGCACAAGCAGAUGAGGCCAGCGCGCAGCAGGCCCAGAAUGCCUACUCGUCCAUCUACGGCAAUCUGCACACGAACCAAAAGAGCAAUUUGUACUACGGCCAGCCUGCAAACGCCUCUGUCGCGCUGAACCAGCGCGGCGAGGAGCGCAGCGCGGCACAUGCGGCGCCGCAGCAUGCGGGACCGCAGCACGCGGCGCCGCCAGAGCACGAGGGCCACGCGGGCCUUGCGCCCAACAUGCAGCAGCACUACCCCAACGUGAUGCCGUACUACUACCCCUAUUACAUGCCUAACCAAUUCCAGCACUAUGCAUCCCACGCCGCGGGCUUUGGCCAGUACCCCAUGUACGGCGGCCAGCCGCAGCACCCCUCCAAACCAGAGCAGCCGCCCACAGCGCCGCAGCUUUCCUCGCCGUAUGCGCCCCACUUGCCGCCCACUGCGGACACUGCCGGGGUCCCCUACGGGACACACACGCCCCCACAGCAUUUCCAGACCCAAGCUGUGGGUGGAAACAACCACUCCUACGAUGUGCAGGGUUUUGCACAGCGCAUGCCGAACCUCGGCGCUGCCAACGACUUCAAGCUGCAGAGCGCCGAUGCGAACGCGAGCGGCAUUCCCGGCCUUAGCGGAUUCCUGGGCGGCUCGCAGGCAAACACUGCACAGCCGCAGCGCGCCGCAAACGCGUCCAGCGCUCCCGCAGCCUCCUCGCCGCUCGACUACCGCUCAUUCGACGCCAAGUCGCCGAGCGGCGCAGGCCGCGCGCAGGCUGCUGGCGCUCCGCCUGGCAUUUCCAGCGCCCAGCCUGCGACGGCAGCACAGCAGAGCCAGCACCCUGCCUACUACCAGCAGCACGCACAAGGGCUCGGCCAGAAUGCGUACGGCGCAUAUCCCUACGGCCGCCAGCAGUACUGGGGCUAG